AUGCGACACCGGGCGCGCGACCGCCCGGCAGAAGGCAGUGACGGACCCGCCGUGGUCACACCGCACCCGUUGGGUACGGAGCUGUCGAAUCGGACCGAGGCGCCGGAGGCGAGGUUGACGAAUGGCGAGCUCGUGUCGGACGAGGCGGAGCGGAGGCCCAGGGCGCUGCCGCGCCUGUCGAGUGACGUCACUGCGGCGACCGCGAGCGGCGCAGACUCCACCGACGUGCAGGAGGAAUUUGACGAGGAGGAUGAGCGGCUGCUGUCGCAGGAGUUCAGUCAAGAGGUUCCCGAGGCGCUUGGACUGGCGUCGCCGCAACAGCACAGCAUUCCCUACUACCUGCAGAACUUCCUCUUCAUUCUGGAGUCGGUGCAGGGCGACCCGCUGAACAGACCGCUGAUCAACGCCGAUGACACGGACGUCAUCUGCCGCUUCAACGGGCUGCCGCUGCCGGCGCAGAUGCUGUACGUGCGCCUGUUCCAGCGCAAGCACGGCUGGCUACGCUCCGACCGGCUGCGCUACGCGGAGCGACGCGCGCGCGCCCUGCUUGGCUCGUGCGUGCGCCUGGCGGCCGGGCCGCGGCGCGUGCUGCUGCGCGUGCUCAGUCUGUUCUCAGUGCCGCUGUACGAGGAAGACGAGGACACGAGCCAGCAGCUGCUCACGCUGCUCAUGGUCAACCUGGGGCGCAUGGUGUAUCCGGCCGUCACCGUACGCAAGAGCACGGCUAUCUUCGGCACGCGCGACGACCUGCUGCGCUACGAGACGGCGAGCCGGCUGGAGCGUGAUGUGCGUGCUGCCAUGGCCGCCAAGCAGUGGGAGGAGGCGUACCAGGGCUACCUAGCCUCGCGUGACAUGUGCGUUGAGCUCUCGCGCGACGCCGCCAUCGAGCGCUUCGACGCCGCGCUCCCGCCGUUCCUGCGCAAGUUCACGGCCGUCUCCAUCCUGAUGUACGUCUGGACCAAGGGCGUGGAGCUGCUGCAGCGGCGCAAGGACUACGAGGGCGCCGUACGCCUGCUGCGCGCCCUGCUUGCGCAGCGCACCUACCUGCCCGACUACCGCGGCUUGUGGCACGACCGGCUGGCGCUGAACCUGCAGCAGCACCUGCGGAGGCCUGACGAGGCGCUGGCGGCGCCGGCCGAUCUGCCCAGCGUGGAGGUGGAGGCGCGCUGCCUGCCGCGGGACGUGCCCGGCCUGAAGAUGGUGUUCCUGCGGCCGGAGGGGGGCGGCGAAGCCAGCGACGUCACCGUGUGCUCGGUGGAGGAGCUGGCGCUGCAUCACUACGCCUCGCGCGGCUACGACGAGGGUGUACACCGCGAGGCGGCGCCCACCACCACGCUGUUUGCGCUGCUCUUCUGGGACUUGCUGUACGAGGUGGACGUGGCGGACAGCUUCCGCAGCCCGUACCAGUCACUGCCGCUGGACCUGAACUCGCCGGCGUUCUACGAGCGGCGCCGGACGGGCGUCGAGGCACGCCUGGCCGAGCUGGCGGCCGGCUCCGCCGACGACGCCUGCGACCGCCUGCGGGCCGCCUGGCAGGCGCACGAGGGCUGUGUGUCGCUGGCCGCCUGGGAUGUGUUCCGCGACUGCGAUCACGCAGAGGGUCUGCUCCGCUGCCUGGGCGUGCCACUCGUGUGCGCCAUCUGUCGCCGGCUCGCAACGGAGUACAGGUUCACGCGCAGCGGCUUCCCCGACCUGGUGCUCUGGAGCCCGGCCAAUGGCACGGCCCGCAUCGUCGAGGUCAAGGGCCCCGGCGACCAGCUCUCCACCAAGCAGAUGCUGCUGCAGUACCUGCUCGAGCACGGCGCCGCCGCCGAAGUGUGCUACGUGAGGGCGGUGGGCGCGCGCCGCGCCGCCGGAGCCAAGCGCAAACCGACGACGUCCGGCGGCCGGGCCGACCUGGUGACGCCGCGCGUGGUCCUCUGA
Messenger RNA from Pollicipes pollicipes, 1923 nucleotides. Its product is annotated as fanconi-associated nuclease 1-like. Gene Ontology annotation, molecular function: flap-structured DNA binding; 5'-flap endonuclease activity; 5'-3' exonuclease activity. Gene Ontology annotation, biological process: interstrand cross-link repair. Lineage: Eukaryota; Metazoa; Arthropoda; Thecostraca; Pollicipedomorpha; Pollicipedidae. Gene Ontology annotation, cellular component: nucleus. The record is from RefSeq and is a predicted model, not a curated record.